UUAUCUUCUGCAAUAAAGACCUAUUAAUGAAUGAAAAAUGAGUGCCUGAAGAAAAUGAGCAAAUUUCUGCAGUCAUUGAUGUUAUGGGGUUGCAUGUCAGGUAAAGGACCAGGAGCGAUGGUCAUCAUUACCUUCACAGUAAAUGCACAGAUGUACUGUACAUUGAAAUUUUGGACACUUUUUCCAUUCCGUCAAGAGAAAAUAGGUUUGGUGAUGAAAUCAUUUUUCAGGAUGAUAAUGCAUCUUGCCACAGAGCAAAGAGGGUUAAAACUUUUCUUCAGCAAAGGCAUAUCAACUCAUUGACAAUUGCCAGCAAACAGUCUAGAUCUCAAUCCGAUUUAAAAUUUAUGGUGGAAAUUGAAAAAAAAAAAAAAAAAGGUCCAUAACAAGGCUCCAUUCUGUAAAGCCGAUCUGUCAACAGCUAUAUGAUAAAGUUGGAACCUGUUAGGGCGGUACGGUGGUGUAGUGGUUAGCACGGUUGCCUCACAGCAAGAAGGUUCUGGGUUCGAGCCCAGCGGCCGGCAGGGGCCUUUCUGUGUGGAGUUUGCAUGUUCUCCCUAUGUCUGCGUGGGUUUCCUCCGGGUGCUCCAGUUUCCCCCACAGUCCAAAGACAUGCAGUUAGGUUGUGGGCUGGCCUUGGGCUGAAGUGCCCUUGAGCAAGGUACCUAACCCCUGACUUCUCCCCAGGUGCUGUAGUAUGGCUGCCCACUGCUCUGGGUAUGUGUGCGUGUGUGUUCACUGCUUCAGAUGGGUUAAAUGCAGAGGAUGAAUCUCACUGUGCUUGAAGUGUACAUGUGACAAAUAAAGCUUUCUUUCUUUCUUUUCUUUCUGCCUGAUAUAAAAUGUUGUUUUUCAUUAGUGAAGUCCAUGCCUUAAAGAAUUCAAGCUGUCAUAAAGGCCUGAGGAAGUGCAACAAAGUACUAAUUGUGAUUUUUAUUUAUUUUUGGUUGAUUUCAUAUUUUCCCUCAUCAUUGAGUGAUGCCAUAAUUUUUUUCUUCUACUUGAUCAGGAAAAAAAAAUUGACACUAAUUACAGCAAUUCAAUUUAAUUUGUUUGAGGUAUGUUUUACAACCCCAAAAUGUUCAGCUGUUAAAAAAGUUAAACAAAAAUAGUUUUGUCAUUUAUUUAUUUAUUUAUGCUACAAAAUUAAAAAAAAAAAAAAACCUGACUGAACAUCCUCCAAGUGUAGCGAUUCCGUAUUUUAGCCAGGGGUUGUAUUUUGAGAUUAAAUGAAUCAGGAUGUUGUAUGAUUGAUAUAAUAUUGCAUAAUAUAUAUAAAAUGAAAAUGUUUUUCUUAGGGAAUACAUUUUUUUUGUAAAACACUGGUUUAAUUGUUAUGCCACCACACAUUUUAAUAUUUGUUGAAACGUCCCUUAACCAUAACAGCACUGAUGAUGUACACAUGUUCUUCAUAUUCUUAUGUAUGUGAAACAGAUUACAUGUUUCAAAGGAGUUCAAAUCAGAGAACUGAGGUGCCCAGGUUAACUGUGUGUUCCUGCAAACAUUUCCGUGCUAAUUUAAUAUGGAAUAGUAUGUUUGGGCUCACUGUGUUAUUGAAAGAGCUUGAGAAAUGUCUCAACAUCCUGGCAGACACAACCAGUUUUGGGGCUAAAAUGUCUUAUUAGUAUUUGGUGAAAGAGGCCCUGGAUCACUAGCUGUCUUUAAAAAAAAUCCAGUUACAGAUUAGCAUUUCCCCCAGUCUAUAACUAUGCCCCAGACUUUUCAGAUGUCCUUAGAUCCUUGUCUUUCAGGUUUGGUUCAAAUCUAGUUAUGAAUUACAGCUAUUUGAAUAAUCCAGCUUUGCUUCCUUAGAAUUUAUUGAUGUAUGACAGCCAUGUUGGGUCCGUGUAUCAUCCGAUCACACGGACCAUGUUGUUUACAAAAGUUUUAUUUAUUGUUUUUGAGUCUUAAGUUUCACAAUCUGCUGAGUAGGUUCACAAUACAAUUGUGACAAUAGGCCAAAAAUCCUAAGAUUAUCUUGCAAAAGCAGGUUUCUCGUAUUAUCCAUAAGAUCACAAUUUUAUGUGGGCAGAGCUAAAAGGUCCAAAAUGGGAGCAAGUACAUUAAAGCCCCAUUAUGUGAGAUUUUUUUUUUUUCUUGCUCCUGGUCUCACGCUACAGUUACUGGAGUGUAAUUCACUUUUGCACCAUUGUCGUAAACACAAGUCGUGCUUUGAGCUCCCCCUCUGCACGUGCAUUUGUUUACAAGCUGAAGGAUCUGGAAUCAGCAGAAGCCAAAGAACCAUGUCGACUGACCAGGCAAAAAUCCAUUCUCGGACAUCUCCUCACAAGGAUUUACUACUGGAAAAGGUUAUGAACAACUAUAAGGCCUAAUGUUUGACCUUUUCACGUUAUUGGAGGUGCCCCAGAGUCCUGAUGUCCCAGAUGAGGUACCAUCACAUUGGUGCACCUGCAACAAAUGCAGGGAAAUGUCAACAGGCUCUGCUGCUGCCAGACCCCUAAAAACUCUUGAAGCAAAAUGGCAUAUAUGCAGCAUUGCGUAUUAGAUGCAGGGGUUUUGCAGCUGUCUCGUGCUGCAUGGAUCAAUAAUGACCAGGAGCCAGGAGUGGAGCAGCGACAAUACAGGCAUGCAGCAUACAGACAUUUUGUACUGUUGGAGCAUGGAUACUUGGGUGAAGGCAACAGAGUUGUAAUUACAAGCUGCUGUGUAUGGAAAAUUCAUGGGAUGCACUUCCUGCCUCACAGGGUCUGGCUUCAGGGUGUGCUGCCUUAUAUAAACGCUUCUCAUGACCUGCAAUUGUACAGCCCCAAAUCAGAAAAGGUUUUUGGAAACACUGAUGAGGCCCAGAAAGCCUAACUGGUCUACAGAGCAAAAGCUGCUAUUGGUGCAGCUAGUGAAAGCAAGGAGAGAAGGUCUACUGACUGGCAGGCAUUCUUGCCGUGAAACCGCAACUAACCGGAGAUGGGCAUGGGAUGAGAUUGCAGAGGAAAUUUCCACUGCUUACCCUGAUGUUCCCCGUACGGGAAAGGAGUGUGAGAGACACUGGUUUAUAGAGCAAGCCAAAGCCAGAGAGGCUAUGGUAAACCAAAAGUCACCUACAGAACAUAUCAAUCCUGUGACCAAACUAGUGAUGGAAAUCUUCAGAUUACAGAGAAAGGACACAGAGUUUGGAAACAGUGGGAAAAAAUGCACUGCUAUGUGUUCCAUAUGUAGAAGAACUAUCGAGGAGACUACGGGGAGAACCUCAAACUUCAAUCAUCAUUUGGCGAGACUACACCCAGAGAAGCUUGAAGAAGACAGCACAAGCUGUCAAGAAGAGGAGGAGGAACAAAUGGAAGUGAAAUAUAUUCCACCUACAGUUACACCUUUUAUAAACAUGCCUGAAAAUCACACAAACAAUAAUAGUGAAGAUAGUGUUCUGGCCAGUCCCCUAUGCCCACAGUCACCCUCUGCAGAAAAAAAGAUCCUAGAGAUAUCUGUUCUUCGCCGUCAAGAACGUGUGUUACAGUUGCAGGAGGAAUAUUAUUCCCUCAAAAUCAAACAUCUCAAAGCACGGAUGUUGAUGGACCUUUGAUGGGACCCUGAGGCCAUAUGAAAAAAGACUUUUAAAAAACAUGAGGAAUUCUAGGUCUAGAUUUCUAUUGUCAUAGCUGUGGCCUCGAUUAUCUGUUCAAUCAAAAGCUGAUCAUGUGGACCACAAUUCUCUUUGUAUCUGAUUAGUCUUCAGAACAACCUAAUGAAUCCUUUGUGUGUAUACUGUAUGUGUGUGGUUCAUGAGAAAUUGUCUGGCAUAGUAUAAUCCAAUAUUCAGUAUUUGAUAUAAUACCGUUUCACCAAUAGAUGGCAAAAUAGACUUAUUGAAUCAAACAUAGACUUAUUGAAUCAAACAAUAAAAGCCAAGCCAGUGUGCAGAUUAAUCUAUGAACAAAAUUUCUCAGUUUAUACGGUUCUAAACCUAUUUUGAUAUCACUAAUAAUCUCAUUGGCUGUCAUUUCACAUCAGAUUUUGUCAGAUUUCCACAAAUAUUUUCUAUUAGUCAGUACAUCUCUCAUUAUUCAAUGUAUCCACCAAUAUUACAAAGCUGUAAGCAAAAUGACUUAAAAAAUAGCGCUCCUCACUUCUCAUAUUUCUUAUCAACUGUACAUGAACACAUAAUUCAGACAGAAUGAACAAUACAUAAUUUAGGAUGACUUGCAACACUUGAUAAAGUGUAAUACAUGAAUGUGCAGGUUCAGCACAACGCAUGAUUAAAAUAAUACAUAAUAUAGAAUGGACAAUUGUUUGAGUCAGACUGCACAUUACUUGAUACAAAAUAGCCUAGGCUAGAUCAUUAUGGCAUGUAAAAAUGCAGGUGCAGAAGUUAGAACGAUGCACAAUUUAGAAGGAAAUAGGUCACUGAUUUAGCAGAAAACAGCCUUUCAGUAUAAUCGUUCUCAAAUCCUCUGAAAGAAAUAGCAGAUGAGUACAACAGUAAAAAAAAAUAUUUUGUAUGUGAUUACACAUGAAAUAUUCCAUAAAAGUAAUUUAUCUUCUCUGUGGACCUCCAAGCAUUAUAUAGACACUGCUAUUGUCUUCUGAUCUGACAUCUGUCUGCCUAAUUAGAGCUAAUAAGAUUUUGAAUGUCCAACUGGUUUUAUAUUAAAUUUGUAUUAACUUUUAACUUAAAAGUAGGAGAUAGAAACUAAAAGGUUUUAGAGGAACAAAGAUGUCUAAAAAUUCCAGGUAGGAGUCUUAGUUUGCAGAUCAAAUUUAGUUCUGCACUAACACCUUAAAAUAACAACAUUGUAAAACUGGAUGUAUGUUUAUGUUCUGUGUGAGAGGCUGUGAUGCUAUUUUUGCUGUUUCAGCUAUAGAUGUUCCACUGUGAAUCUUGUUAAAUAAUAACCAUGUUCAUAUCACGUGAUCUGAUUAUAAGUUGUCAACUGAGAAUGAUAACUGCUCACACCUGGUAUUUCCAUGUUUCAAAUGUGUGUUCAGUGAACACUUGUAAUUUGUUAGUCGCAGAGUUGUCAAAUCUGACAAAAGCAAUCCUCCAUCAACUUCAAAACCAAACAAAUGCCAAAUGAAGACAACUUCCAAUGUUAUUUCCUGAAUAAACCAUCGCAUACUG
Neoarius graeffei (lesser salmon catfish) is the source of this 5071-nucleotide messenger RNA. RefSeq lists its product as uncharacterized. The record is from RefSeq and is a predicted model, not a curated record. Bases 2747 to 3535 code for a protein of 262 amino acids. NCBI's taxonomy places the organism in Eukaryota, Metazoa, Chordata, Actinopteri, Siluriformes, Ariidae. The transcript is spliced from 6 exons.